Mercurialis annua (annual mercury) is the source of this 1641-nucleotide messenger RNA. RefSeq lists its product as uncharacterized. The record is from RefSeq and is a predicted model, not a curated record. Gene Ontology annotation, molecular function: RNA-DNA hybrid ribonuclease activity; nucleic acid binding. Bases 1 to 1641 code for a protein of 546 amino acids. Gene Ontology annotation, biological process: DNA integration. The transcript is spliced from 2 exons. NCBI's taxonomy places the organism in Eukaryota, Viridiplantae, Streptophyta, Magnoliopsida, Malpighiales, Euphorbiaceae.
AUGACUCCCCCAAAGCCGAAUAAGCCAUUGCUGCUUUAUUUAUUGGCUGCACACGAAUCCUUGGGAUGCAUGCUCGCCCAAGAAGACAACGGGGUCGAGAGAGCGGUCUAUUACUUGAGCCGUGGAUUGAUCGAUACGGAGACUCGCUAUACCGACAUAGAAAAAAUGUGCUUGUGCUUGUAUUUCACAUGUUGCAAGCUUCGGUAUUACAUGUUGCCGGUAGUGGUGUACGUACUAUCCCAGACCGAUAUCAUUAAGUAUAUUCUGUCAAAACCAUACUUAAGGAAUCGGAUUGGGAAGUGGGCGAUUGCAAUGUUCGAGUUUACAUUGGUUUAUGUUCCUCAAAGGGCAGUUAAAGGACAAGUGUUGGCCGACUUCUUAGCCGAUCAUCCUGGUAUUACCCUUAUCGAGGAGACGAUCAAUUGCUGCGAGAUAGCCAUAUGGGAGAUGUGGUUCGAUGGAUCCAGGACUAGCCAGGGGGGAGGCGCAGGAGUACAUAUCGUUUCGCCCUUGGGGGCAUCUUACCAAUUGUCAUUCAGGCUCUAUUUUGACUGUACCAACAAUCAGGCGGAAUAUGAGGCCCUAAUAUUCGGCCUCGAGAUUUUAUCCGAACUUGGAGCAAAGGCGAUCAGUGUGAAAGGAGACUCUUUGUUGGUUAUCAAACAAGUGACAGGGGAAUUCAAAUGCGAGUCUGAGCUACUAGUGAGAUAUUGCAAUAAGGCAAAACAUCUGAUCGAAGGGUUUCAGGACACGAGGAUAGAAUACACCGAAAGGACCGACAAUGGUAUCGCGAAUGAUCUGGCUCAACAUGGCAGCGGUUACAAGGUGAACCUCCAGUUCGAUACAAUCGAAAGAGAAUUGCCGAAUCUCCAUACUGGGGGCAUUAGUCUUGAUGAAAAGAAAUGCUCGGCCUACCAACUCGAUAUCACCCAAGAUUGGAGGACCGAAAUCCUGAAAUGGUUUGAAAAACCAGAACUGAUGAAUAGGAGGUUGAGGACCUUGGCCCUAAAUUACGUGGUUUUAGCAGGUGACUUGUACAAAAAGGGCUUUGAAGGACUACUUUUCAGAUGCAUUGGCCCCAGAGAAACAAUGCUUGCAAUGGCCGAAGUGCAUGAAGGAAUAGCCGGCGCUCACCAGGCGGGCCCCAGAAUGAGAUGGUUAAUCCAUAAAUACGGCUUUUAUUGGCCGAAGAUGGAGCAAGACUGCAUAAGAGGAUGGGCAGUCGACCUCAUAGGGAAGAUAUACCCCGGCUCGUCAGAUGGCCAUACUUUUGUUAUUAUCGCCACCUGUUAUUUCACCAAAUGGGUCAAAGCCAAGCCCGUGAAAUCGCCCACACAGGAAGCAGUGAUCAAGUUCUUCAAAGAGCACAUCGUUCACUGGCACGGGUUGUCUGAAUCAAUAACCACAGACCAAGGGACGAUGUUCACAGGAGGCGAUAUAAAUUGGUGGGCUUCCCAAAUGAAGAUCAAGAUGCUUCACUCAACGCCGUACUAUGCACAGGCCAACGGACAGGCCGAAGUGACGAACAAGGCUAUUAAGCUUAUCGUCCAAAAAAUGAUCGAGGAGAACUCAAGACAAUGGCACGUUUUGCUAUCGGAGGCAGUAUGGGCGAAUAGAACCAGCCAGAAGUCGGCCACAUGA